Messenger RNA from Podospora pseudocomata, 3501 nucleotides. RefSeq lists its product as uncharacterized. The transcript is spliced from 2 exons. The record is from RefSeq and is a predicted model, not a curated record. NCBI's taxonomy places the organism in Eukaryota, Fungi, Ascomycota, Sordariomycetes, Sordariales, Podosporaceae. Gene Ontology annotation, cellular component: cytosol. Bases 352 to 3501 code for a protein of 1049 amino acids.
CCUGCCUGCUCUGACAAUUUAUGGUGGGGCUCUCGAUGCGAAUUUUACCCCGCCGUUGGAGAGACGUUGCGGUCGACGGGGAUUCGACAGGGGUUAUUAUGUGACGCUAGACUCGGAGGGGUUUAGCGCAGAAGGUCGAUUUCGAGCAACGGCCAAAGGUUGGGUGGUAGAUCGACUCUCUUUAACUUUGAUCUCAUAUUAAAGUUUGUCAGCUUGUUCCCUUUUUUUCCCUUCAUCGGUUCAACGUGGUACUACUGUACGUGUACGGCUAGGGUCAAACCAUUGAUUCAAUCAAGUUUCACAAGCUUCAAAAAACUGUUGCCUCGACUGGGCCAUCCAUCUCCAUCAACCAUGACAGGAGCCGAGGCCGCAAACAUUGCGGCAAACUCACCACCACCACCACCACCACCUCUCGAGCUCGAACCAUUACCUAGAAACAGUAAUGGACGCCGGCCACUCAGCAUCGAGGAGGUGUGCUUCACCUCGGCCAUGACCUGCUUCGAGGGGUUGCUAAAGCUGGACCCCGCCAUCGGCACAAGAACCAUGUUCUAUGUCACCAAGUUCAUUUCACGGACUCUGGAAAAAACACAUGCCCUCAAGGAUGUCAGGGAAAAUCUGUCAAAAAGCGUCGAGGUCUGGAUAUGGUUAACCAGAGACUUUGCCGCUGCCAUCCCCAGUUUAACAACCCGUUCCAUCGGACCUCUGGCCAGCUUGAAUGAUCCAGACAAGGGCGUCACGGCUCAGGAGAGCACAACUUUGAUCACCAAAAAUUACCAAUCUUUGAGGGACGAUCUUCAGCUGUUGAUCAAGUUGAUGCACAUUGCUAGAAACCUCCUGGUUGUGCCCGAGCCUGAGAUCCCCCAAGAUUUAUGUGCUGCGGCCCAGUUCGACCAGAUGCUCUACCAAACCAUCAUUCUUUGUGUUAAUGUCACAAGUAAGGCUUACGACGGCGAUAUUCUGGAAGAGGGUGCCAGGCUGAAGUUGAGCGAGAUCACCGAGCUGUAUAAGAAACUGCUGGUUACGUGUCUUCAACAAGCCCACAACUGGAUUGCCAAAAAUGACAGAAACAAAAUGUCGUUCUGGUCGACUGUUCUUUUCGACGAGGACGCCAUGGAAGAUAGCAGCCUGUAUGGAGAGGGAGAGUUCCGGCCUGAUGUCGCCAAAACGGAGGUGCAAAACUGGUAUGAGCGCAAUUCCGAGUUUUGUCCCAAAGCUCGCCAACUCCUCGUUGAAUACGAGGAGACGGUGGCACGUCAUGGCAUUCCUCCAGGACAUUUACCAUGCAUCUCACCACUGGCCUGGAACUGGCUGCCAGAAGGCUCGGUGAGGGCCCGUGCGGACAAGGCAUCAGACAACACCAAGAUCACGCCGCAAUGGGUAGAGGACGAGCCCGACAAGUUCACCCAAGACCAGCGUUAUGGGCGCGUGUCACGAGAGGUGGAUGUCUGGUGGCUCAAGAUCCGCGAUCCCAACUACGAAAGCUGGGUGGUUCCGAUGCCGACGGUCGAGUUUGCCCAGCAGAGAACAGAAAACUGCAAGGCCAAUCUCGUCAACCGGUACGCGCAUGCCUACAGGACAGAAGAGCACGAGGUUGAGGACUCGGUGCACUCUGCUGAAGGAAACCCACUACCUGAGGGAUCGGGAGAGCAAGAUGCCAAGGAGGGUGGCCAUUACGCUCAUGACUAUAAUGACGACAUGAUCGAAGAGGAAGACAUUGACGAUGACGAGUCCUACGGGGAAGGUCCCAUGAGUGGCCUCCUCACCGAGGUGCCCAACAUUUUGGAUCCCAAGCAGAUCGAAGCCCUCCACAUGAUUGUCAAGUCGUGUAUUCUCGACAACGCCGGUCUCGCACUUAGUAACGCGGGGGAAAAUCUGCAAAAGACCAGGUGCAGAAUGUUUCUUGCGCUGGAAUGCGGACGGAGUUUGCUUCGGGAAAUACUCGUCUUCAUUGCCGUGUGGGAGAAGUCGGAGCAAUCACUCAUUUUCCAGCUCACGACGCAGAUUGUGGAGGCGAUUCACCAUAGUGCCCUGAUCCCCUACGCCUGGCAGUCGUUGAGAAUACCAAAGGAUAUAAUCUCACCCGCUCAGACAGUCUUGCUGCGGCUGGUCAACAACAUGUUCCGGGCUCGGAAUGCCGAUCCACCAAAAGCAGAGUCGAAGGAGCAUCUUCGAGAUGUCAAGCUUUUGCAUUUCCUGUUUAUUCAGUUCCGUAGUCGGAUUGUACCCGAGUGCGCUGCCUUGAUGCAUCUUCAGGCGCAGAUCAGGAACGAGUUGUGUGAUCCGUCGGAUUUCCCCGUCGACAGCUGGGAUAUGGAGCGUGCAAAGGAUGGGCUGACGCAAUUUUUGGAACUCUUGUCAACGGUCAAUGAGCUACAGGAGACGAGGCAUUAUCUUAUCGAGUGGGAGGCGGCUUACGAGCUGAUCGUGUUGCUCAAGGGGCUUGAGGCCGGUGUAGAAAAGGCAACCAUGGUUCAGCCAGUGCCUGCCCGUUCUGCCCCACGCCAGCAGCAUGAUACCCCCGACCAUGACGAUCACGGUUACGACUCGGAGGACCACCCUCUCGCUCCCCCUCCCCCGCUUCAGGAGCCAGCACACAAGUUCCCCUGGGCUGGCAUAAAAGGCCAGAUCCUCCAUAUUCUGGCCGGUCUGCUCCAACCACCCAACGGGCGAAACGGUCCCGGCAACCCGGAGGUCCAAGACCAAAUCCUCCGCCACAACGGUCUCGUCCCCCUACUCAACUGCUGCGUCUACGACGACCACAACCGGUUCGCAAGAGAGCGGGUUCAGAUCUGUCUCAAGUGGUUGAUGGACGGCUCCAACGCGGCUAACAAAUUCCUGAGGGAUCUGGUGGCCAUGAACCCCCAGCCUAGCCCACAACAACUCGCGCAACAGGCGGCUCAACAGGGUCUUAGGGUAGACGGUCUGCCAUCAGAUGUUAGAGUUCGCACCCGGGGGGCGCAAGAUGAAGCCGCUCCUCCUCCGAGACCUAACCUGAGCGCUGUCCACGCCCCCUCAAGCAGGUCCCUGCCUCCCCUGGUAGCGACGAAUGCUGGGCCGGGGAAUCCAGGGGGCCCUCCUCCUCCGCCGCCACCGGGACAUGUACCUGUCACGGCGGUGUUGGAGGUGGAGGUGGAUGAGAAUGGGGAGAUUGAUAGGGAUACGCUGAAGGAACAUAUAUUGCCUCCGAUCAGGGGGGGUGGUGGUCAACAAGGGGAGAGGAAUAGGUCAGAGGAGUUGUUGAGGAACAUCAUGACUUUGGCGGAUGAGCAGGCUGCUGCUGCUGCUGUUGCAGCGGGGGCGGGGGUGGGGGUGGUGGAAGGUGGAGUGAUGGGGGGAAAUAAUAAUACUCAUCCGAGGAAUCGGUCGGAGGAGUUGUUGAGGGAUAUUAUCACGUUGGCGGAUGAGGCGGCGAGGUUGGCGAUGAAUAGUCGGCCUGGGGGGGAUGGGGAGGGGGAUGAGACGGAGGAGGAGGAGGAGGUGGAGGAGGAGGAGUUUAUGUGA